Messenger RNA from Hyaloscypha bicolor E, 564 nucleotides. RefSeq lists its product as uncharacterized. The transcript has a single exon. The annotation marks the transcript as partial. The record is from RefSeq and is a predicted model, not a curated record. NCBI's taxonomy places the organism in Eukaryota, Fungi, Ascomycota, Leotiomycetes, Helotiales, Hyaloscyphaceae.
CGGCACAUUCACUAAAGAGCGUCAACGAGUUAAACCCUACACCACAGCCUUGAUUACACGGAAUCGUCGAAGUUGUGCCGGAUCUUAUGGCCGCUGGCAUUGUGCCGGUACUCCAAAGCGCUACGGUCUCCUAACCAUGCGUCUCUUGAGAGGCAGCAAUGGGGGGGAGUUCAGCCUGACCGAAGAAAUUCUGACGGACAUUCCCAAGUAUGCCACCCUCUCGCACACGUGGGGGCCGAUGAGGUCCAUUUCCAAGAUAUUAAGGACGGUUCUGGUCAGAGCAAAUGUGGCUGCAACAAGAUCCAGUUUUGCAGCAAGCAGGCGCAGCACGAUGGCCUAACCUACUUUUGGGUCGACACCUGCUGUAUUGAUAAAUCGAGCAGCGCGGUGUGGUAUUACAUUGCAUAAAAGAAUUGUAGGCAUUUGCUCUUGAUUCAAGUGCACUUUGUUAUGAUCUGUGUAGAGUUUCAAGCUCCCAACUUACUUAGCGUUACCCUCUUGAAGCUACUUACAUUAUUCUGUCACCGGCACUGCUAGUCAGUAAGCGCCAAUUCUGGAUAAUUC